UCUCGGUGGGCUUUGCUGGCUAGUUUUCGCCUGCGAAGGCAAUGACCGAAGUGGGUGGAUGGUUCCUUUGUUGCUGAGGUGCAGGAGGAUCAGGAUGAGCAUCUGGGAAUCCGGCAAAGCAUUGGGGGUGUCCACGGUUCCCCUUUCUAAUGGCUUAAACAUUCCCAUAUUGGGGCUGGGAACAUCCCAUGAAGGUGGCUAUUCCCACGAUGCUGUGGUACACGCACUUCAGAAAUGUGGCAUUCGUCAUAUUGAUACGGCAAAACGAUACAGCUGUGAAUCACUCCUGCAGAAGGCUAUCAAAGAGAGUGGAGUGGAACGGAAAGAUCUCUGGAUAACAACUAAACUCUGGCAUGCUGACUAUGGCUAUGACAAAACAAAGCAAGCCUGCUUAGAGUCUUGCAACAGACUUGGGGUGGAAUAUCUAGAUCUUUAUUUAGUACAUUGGCCAGAUGCACAAGUCCCUGGAAAAAGCAGUCGAGAAGUCAGAGCAGAAACUUGGCGGGCUAUGGAAGAGUUGUAUGAGAAAGGUGUAUGCAAGUCGAUUGGAGUAAGCAACUUUCUUAUUGAGCACUUGGAGCAGCUCAGGGAGGACUGUCAGAUAACCCCACAUGUAAAUCAGGUAGAAUAUCAUCCUUUCCAAAGGCCUCAAGAGCUAGUGGAGUAUUGCCAAAGCAGGAAUAUUGUUUUUGAAGGCUACUGUCCACUAGCUAAAGGUGAAGCCCUUAACCAUCCUAACAUUGUUCAGCUUGCAAAGAAAUAUGGCAGAACUCCUGCACAAAUCUGUAUUCGUUGGAGCAUCCAGAAUGGCAUAGUCACCAUUCCAAAAUCUACAAAACCUGAGCGAGUCCAAGAAAACUGUCAGGUCUUUGAUUUUAGGCUUGAAAAAGAAGAUAUGGAAUUGCUUGACUGCCUGAACAUCAACAGAAAAUUGGUCUAUCUAACCUAUCCAUUAUGGAAGGGAUAACCAUAAAGUGGUUACAGAAUACAGUGGCUGAGAACAUGACGACUUCUGAAUUCUCCCAAGCUUGUUUCUGCUAUUUACUUAAUGCAUUCAGAGCUACUGCAGAUUGAAUAAUUUUUGCUCAAACCUAUCUUUCCUUAUUAACAAAUUAUUAGACUAUUGUAUGUGGUGGUCCCAUUUCCAAGUUCUCACUAAAAGACUUUUCAGGAAGUUGUAAGUUACUCUUGAGCCUAAUUAGAACUGAAUUAAAAAAGACAUUGCUAAACUUAACACAGCUGCAGCCCUGUUGGUUUUGGCCAUGUGUGAGACAAUUUGGAGUUAGGAACUGCAUGGUAAUUAAAAUUAAUUAAUUAAGACCAUUAAUGUUGGAUUAAUGUUUUGUUUUUAUCUACUCAUUUUUGCAUGGAGGUAACCAAAUCAGUUUAGAACCACAUAUUGCUGUUACACAAUUGCAAUCCAAUUGUAUUGCCAA
Messenger RNA from Candoia aspera, 1436 nucleotides. Its product is annotated as glyoxal reductase-like. The record is from RefSeq and is a predicted model, not a curated record. The transcript is spliced from 7 exons. NCBI's taxonomy places the organism in Eukaryota, Metazoa, Chordata, Lepidosauria, Squamata, Candoiidae. Bases 59 to 967 code for a protein of 302 amino acids. Gene Ontology annotation, molecular function: oxidoreductase activity.